Messenger RNA from Ostrea edulis (European flat oyster), 3939 nucleotides. RefSeq names its product WD repeat-containing protein 35-like. Gene Ontology annotation, cellular component: intraciliary transport particle A; non-motile cilium. The coding region runs from base 115 to 3675 and encodes 1186 amino acids. The transcript has 33 exons. Gene Ontology annotation, biological process: intraciliary retrograde transport; protein localization to cilium; non-motile cilium assembly. NCBI's taxonomy places the organism in Eukaryota, Metazoa, Mollusca, Bivalvia, Ostreida, Ostreidae. Gene Ontology annotation, molecular function: protein binding. The record is from RefSeq and is a predicted model, not a curated record.
AUUCUCGUUGAACUCUCGCAUUCCAUUGCAAUGGCGUCGAUGUGAUAUUGAAAUGCCGAUGUACAUAUGAAAUAUUGAAUAACUGUCGUGUCCGUUAGUAAACAGCUUGAAAAAAUGUUUGUUUACUUGAGCAAAAAGAUUGCGAUUCCAAACAAUACAAAACUGCGGUAUGUGUCGUGGAACAGAGAGCAGGGCUACAUCGCGUGUGGGGGAGAGGAGGGCCUACUUAAGGUGCUCAGACUGGAGACUCAGACAGGGAAAGAUGUUAAAGUCAAAGGACUAGCAGCUCCAAGUAACCUGUCCAUGAAUCAGACCCUGGAAGGUCACAGUGGGGCAGUGCAAGUUGUGACUUGGAAUGAACAUUACCAAAAACUGACCACUAGUGACCAAUAUGGACUCAUCAUUGUGUGGAUGCUGUACAAAGGUUCUUGGUAUGAAGAAAUGAUUAACAACAGAAACAAAUCUGUGGUCCGAAGUAUGGGUUGGAAUGCAGAUGGACAGAAAAUCUGUAUUGUGUAUGAAGAUGGCUGCGUUAUUGUGGGAUCAGUGGAUGGCAAUAGAAUAUGGGGGAAGGAACUGCGAGGUCAUCAACUGGCUCACGUUGUGUGGUCUCCUGAUGGAAAGGUCAUUUUAUUUGGAAUGACUAAUGGUGAAGUUCACACAUAUGAUAACAUGGGAAAUUUUAUUUCCAAGUUGAGUAUUUACUGCCUAUCUGGAGUGAGUGGGGCCAUUCACAUAGCUGGUAUUGCCUGGUACAAUGGCCUUAAUGGCUAUUUAGAGCCCAACUGUCCGAGUCUAGCCAUUUGUUUUGAAUCUGGUCGUUGUCAGAUCAUGAAGAAUGAAAUUGAUGAAAAUCCCAUUCUUAUUGACACUGGGAUGAUGGUGGCCCAGAUUCAAUGGAACCACUGUGGGUCAGUUCUGGCAGUGGCUGGGUCACAGAGAGCAUUAGGUCAAGAAAAAGAGGUCAAUGUUGUUCAGUUUUACAAUCCUUUUGGAGAGCACCUGAGGACUCUGAAGGUGCCGGGAAAACAGAUGUACAGCUGUUCCUGGGAGGGAGGAAGUCUGAGGAUUGCUCUCGCUGUGGACAGCUUCAUCUACUUCGCAAAUAUCAGGCCUGAUUACAAGUGGGGCUUCUGUUCCAACACUGUAGUAUACUCAUUCACAAAGCCAGAAAGAGUGGAACAUUGUGUGAUUUUCUGGGACACCAAAAAUGGAGAAAAAUAUGUCAAGUAUGUGAGGAACCUCAUUGCCAUAACAGCAUGUGGUGAUUACUGUUGCUUAGCAACAAAAGCAGAUGAAACUACUGGACAGUUUGUGUUGGUCCUAUGCAACUCAAUCGGAACACCACUGGACUCAAAAUAUGUAGAAAUUGACCCAAUUUAUCUCACGAUGACAAAAACUCAUAUUGUGUGUGCCUCCAAGGAGGCCCUUUACACAUGGCAGUUUAAGAACCCCAAAAAAUUAGCUAGCCUGGAUAUGCCUGGACGUCGGCGCACUGGGACUGAAAGACUGUAUCACAUUGACGAUCAGCCAACGGGAGCCACUGCCACCGAGGAAGUAGACUUCAAUAAAGCAUUCAGUAGGUUUCACCUCCGGAACAAGGGAACUGAGGAUCCGGUGUGUUCAAUUUGUGCCUCAGACAAAGUUUUGAUUGUGGGGAGAGAAUCUGGAACCAUCAACAGAUACUCCAUGCCAAUGUUAUCACUGACACACAAGUACGCCAUCGGGUGUCGUCCCCACCAGUUGUCCCUUAACUGUACCUCCAGUCGGUUGGCCAUUAUUGACAUCAGUGGGGUCCUGACCUUUUUCGACCUUGACACAAAAAUCACGGAUCAAGAUGGCAAAGAGAUUGUAGGAGAACAGCUGAAGUUUGAGAGGAAGGAUGUGUGGGACAUGAGAUGGGCUGAGGACAACCCAGAGUUGUUCGCCAUGACAGAGAAAACACGAAUGUAUAUAUUUAGAAACUUGGACCCAGAGGAGCCCAUUUUGAGCAGUGGUUAUAUUUGCCAGUUCAAUGACCUGCAGAUUAAGUCGGUUUUAUUGGACGAGAUCAUGAAGGACCCAGAAAAUCCUACAAAAGACAACAUGGCUGAAAUGGAAAUUAAGUCUCUAAGAGAUACACGAGAUUUGCUGGAGAAAGUUGGGAUCAACGAUGCCCAGCAGUUUAUUGAGGACAACCCUCACCCCAGGCUCUGGCGAUUAUUAGCAGAGUCAGCCUUAGAACAGCUGAAUCUCAAGGUGGCUGAACAAGCUUUUGUGAGGUGCAAAGAUUACCAAGGAAUUGAAUUUGUUAAAAGGCUUGGAAACUUACAGAAUGAAAACAUGAAAAAAGCAGAAGUAUGUGCUUACUUCAGAAGAUUUGAGGAGGCAGAGAGAAAGUAUCUGGACAUGGACAGAAGAGACUUAGCUGUGAGUUUGAGGAAGAAGCUAGGGGACUGGUUUCGAGUGGUGCAGCUUCUGAAGACGGGAUCUGGAGGGGACGACGUCCAGCUGGAGGAGGCCUGGAAUGCUAUAGGAGAUUACUAUGCUGACCGACAAAAAUGGCAGCAGGCGGUGACGUACUAUGUACAAGGGAGGAACCAGGAGAGAUUAGCUGAGUGCUACUACACGCUGGAGGAUUAUGGAGGCCUGGAAAAAAUGGUGCAAGCCCUGCCAGAGAACCACAAGCUACUGCCGGAUAUAGCAGAAAUGUUUGUCACUGUGGGGAUGUGUGAACAAGCUGUGGCAGCCUUCACAAGGUGUAACCAUAUUAAGAAGGCUAUAGACAGCUGUGUAGAUCUGAACCAGUGGAACACAGCCAUCGAGUUGGCUAAGACUCAUAAUGUCCGUGAAAUAGACUCGCUGUUAGCCAAGUAUGCUUCACAUCUCUUGGAGAAAAACAAAAUAGUCAGUGCCAUAGAGCUGUAUCGGAAAGCAGGGCACUUCCUGAAUGCUGCAAAGCUACUGUUCAAGUUGGCCAAUGAGCAAGUCAAGAAGAAAGCCAGACCUGUACUGAUAAAGAAAAUGUAUGUCCUUGGUGGCCUUUUAAUUGAACAAUAUCAUGAACAGAUGAAGAUGACCUCUAGGUCAAAGGUCAAGGAUAAAAGAAUGGCUGCCUCAGCUCUCGCUGGCUUCCUGGAGGAAGAUGCCACUGCGAUUAGUGACAGCAAAUUAUUGGACAAUGCAUGGAGAGGAGCAGAGGCCUAUCACUUCUAUCUGCUGGCUCAGAGACAAUUAAACGAAGGUUAUGUGGAGGCUUCAAUGAGAACCUGUUUAUUCCUGAGAGACUAUGAAGACAUUAUAGACCCCUGUGAUAUCUAUUCUUUGUUAGCAUUGGCAGCCUCUGCCUGUAGAGCUUUUGGAACAUGCUCUAAAGCAUUCAUUAAACUGGAGACCCUGGAAACUCUGACCCCAGAACAGAGGUUAUCUUAUGAAGAGUUGGCACUGGAGAUAUUUACAAAACAUGGGCCACGAGACAGUCGCAAUAACAAAGUGGAGUGUUCCAGCUGUGCCACAAGCAUUCCCGAUACAUCCUUCUCCUGUCCAAACUGCGACACGAAAUUCCCGACCUGUAUCGUGACUGGUCGUCCCCUGAUGGAGUACCAGUUCUGGAUGUGUAGUGCAUGUAAACAUCGAGCCUUCGAGUCGGAAAUAUCUCACCGGCAGACGUGUCCUCUGUGCCACACACCAGUGUAGACGACCUCACCCCUAACAAGCCUUCUCUGUCACAUACCUGUAUGAACUGACCUCUUGUCUACAUGGACAAUUCUAUAGAUGUUAUUAAUUGAGUACUGACUAUUCAGUGUGAUCUGUCUGAUUUCCGUCCAGAUUGUGACCAUCUUUACAUGUUAAUGAGUAAAUGAGCUAUUUAUUUCCCGUCUCUCUUCUUAUGGAUUUCAAUUCCAUUUAAAAAAUGUAGUUUGAAUGGGACAGACAAGUGAAAUAUAGCAUUAACUGUCA